UUCCUGUAAAGCGAACAAAACCAAACCAAUGAGCAUCAGCCGCUGACCUCUGUGACGUCACCACCGCAACCACAUGCGGAAGAGAAACUUGUCGGCAGGAAAAUAAUGGAAGAAAUCUGGAACAACAACUCGGCCGUGGCUCCUCUGAGUGCGGAGGACUGCGUCAUCUGCCUGGACAGGAUUAGGGAGAAGAAAACGCUCAAGUGCCUUCAUUCUUUUUGCUCCGAGUGUAUCGAGUCGGUGUUCCGGUUGAAGCCCGCCUGUCCCAUAUGCAACACCUACCACGGAGUGUACACGGGGACCCAGCCGGAGGGACAGAUGCUGGUGACCAGCAGCUGGCAAAGCCUGCCGGGCUUUGAGGGCUGCGGAUCUAUUGUCAUACAGUACAGCUUCCCAGCAGGGAUACAAGGGCCGGAGCAUCCAAACCCUGGGGUGAGGUACAGCAGGACCUCUCGCACUGCCUUCCUACCAGCCUGCGAGGAGGGUCAGAAAGUCCUGAAGCUGCUGAGGAAAGCCUUCGACAGGAGACUCAUCUUCACCAUCGGACGAUCCGUCACCACGGGCCUCAACAACGUCAUCACCUGGAACGACAUUCACCACAAGACCAGCAUGCAGGGAGGCCCACAGGGUUUUGGAUAUCCAGAUCCAGAUUACUUGGCCAGGGUUCGAGAGGAGCUUCGUCUUAAAGGAGUGACAGAGGACGACUGAUGGGUGAACAUGCCCUUCAAACAGACUUAAUACUGUGUACUGUUACAACGUUCCUUAUUUCCAGCCUGCACUUUUUGCAGCGCUCUUGCAGGAAUCUUCAUCACUGACACUUGAAGAUGUUUUUUUUUGUGAAGUGCUUCAACGGCAUGAGCAAUGGAGGUUUCCCAACUGUAACUCGACUAUGCAAAAAUUGCUUUAAACGUGAUCCAAACCAAUGAAUCAAGGGUCACAGCACAGUGCGUUUUGUAGAAGAGGUUUUGCUGCUGACCAUCACAUUUCAGUCAUAUAACUACGCCGCAUCCCGCUGUUUAGCUGUAGCACAUUUUUAGAAGCAGCUGGUAUAGAUGCUUGCAUCAACAUUGAGUUCCAACUAUAGCUCACACUGAGUGAAUGCACAUGAAGGUUUGUAAAUGUAUGGGUCAGGUUUUGCAGAGAAGCGAGAAACAAUGAUGUGACAUUGUUUUAGGUUGUAUAUAAAGAUAAUUUUGGUGAUGCUGCAUAUUUUUGUUGUCAACAAAUCACAUAAAAACUAGUAAAAGACUGUCAAGCAUGGCCUGUGGAGCCAAAGCCCAUACAGUAUGUAAUUUAUUCCUGUGUGCCGUCGAGCUUCAUUGUUCUUCAAAAACCAGUAAAACACGGCAGUGGGUGGAGUGUUGCUUUGUUGCAUUGAACAAGGUCAUUGUAGUUUGUUUUGAAAUGAUCCCACAUGCAUUACCCUGCUGCCACAAAUACACAAAAUCCUGGUUUUAAAACACCGUAUAUACACUGAGAAUACUGUAUUCUCUGGUUUGAGAACCAUUUGCAAACCACUAUGGAUAUUUAUACUAAAGAUAUAUUUGUUACACGAUUUAAAAAAUCUGUCUCCAGCAUGAGGCUCCGACACACGCUCAUUGUUGGAUUUUGUGUUUUUAUGAGAUUUGUUGACAAAUUACAGACCCACAUUCGUUUGUUUUGUGCCUUCACAUGACAUCCGUUAACAUUAAAGAAAGUGUCAAACAAAAGGAGGGUCAGGAGCCCUGUGAAUUCACAAGUCCACUCAUGUAAUUAUCAAGCUGUGUAGUCUAAAAAUGUCUUUGAUAUUUUUUUGCCUUUUACCCAUCUGCUCCACUAGAGGGCGAUGCUCCCCUCAGAGAAGCCCGUGUGAUGGCGUCUGCUUGGUAUGCAGCUCUAUCAUCAUCACAAACCCACAGUCCCGCAGCACCUCCCAAACCUCAUCGCCCAAAGUCAGUGAGAGGAGCAGAGCAUCUGCUACAGAUGAUGAGUCAUGUGUUUCUAUGGUGCUCGGGGCAGUUUUAGCAGCAGCAGCAGCAGCAGCAGCGUAUACUGUAUAUGUGACAUAGGGAGGCCACAUUGUGUUUGACCACACUGACUUGCUAAUCUCUGGUUUGACUGAUGGCGGUGUAAGUACUGUUGAGUGGCUAUUUUUAGAUUUGGAGACGACACAGGUGCAGUUUAAAGAUUUAAGACUUAAGAAUUCAAGGUUCUCUUUCCCGUCGGAGCUAUUUUGCACUUUACAGAGCAGGUCUGUACUCGUAUGUUAAAUGUGUAACAAGUGUCCCAGACAUCACAAAUACACCCGGAAAUAUAGCAAACUGAGAGGUGCUCUAUUGUCUCAGACCUGUUUUCCUGCAGCAGUGAACGACUAAAGCUCUGCGUACGUUUGCUUUUACAAAUGAAUAUGCGUAAUAUCCAUCUGAUCGUUUUUCUCAGGGGCUGCAGUGGAGUUAUUGGACGAGGAAAUACCUUUAACCCAUAUUUCUACCGUUAAGAGAGCACAUGUGACGAGGCGGAGUUACUGGGCCUGGCCUCUUUAGCGCUCUGGUGUUAGCGUCUGGGGGCAUUUCUGUGGCCUAGGAUCUCAGGGCAUCUGCUGCUCUCACAAAGCAGACCAGGACCCAUCUGCUCAAACUUACCAACCCCUCACCCCCCCCAUCUUUCAUUUUCUGCCAUAAAUCAUCAGUGAAAUCCAUCCAUUUCUCAUCAUCAUCAUCAUCCAUCUUUCCAUCACUUCCCUGUUAACUGUCUGGUCAUUAUAGGAGUUAUUUCCCUUUGUGCUGUGCUGCGUAAAUGGAAAGCAUCAUUAUUUCAUUACAUAUUUUCAGAUGUUGUUGUCAUUUGUAAACAAACUCUUUCGUUUUGUAGCAGAAUGUGAGAAAGACAACUGUGAGCUCAGUGCAGGAAACAGAGCAGUAAUGUGGAUUGGAAAUACAACAAUACUGCAGCAAUAUAGAGCGGAAACUAAAACAUGUCUGUGACAAAAUUUAUUUUCAGUUCAGUGGAUGUAACCUACAUUUGAACAUAAAAAUAUUCCAUUCUUCAGGAUUGUUUCCAUAAGAACUCAUACUGCAGACAGUGUUCCUUGAGGCAUUAUUGUUAAAAUGCAAAUCAUAUUCUCGAUUAAACUCAAAUAGAAUUACACCA
Molecule: messenger RNA, 3129 nt
Organism: Stegastes partitus (bicolor damselfish)
Lineage: Eukaryota; Metazoa; Chordata; Actinopteri; Pomacentridae
Product: probable E3 ubiquitin-protein ligase DTX3
Exons: 3
Coding region: 106-708 (200 amino acids)
Biological process (GO): protein ubiquitination; Notch signaling pathway
Source: RefSeq, a predicted model, not a curated record